Molecule: messenger RNA, 1505 nt
Organism: Salvia miltiorrhiza (redroot sage)
Lineage: Eukaryota; Viridiplantae; Streptophyta; Magnoliopsida; Lamiales; Lamiaceae
Product: transcription factor MYB106-like
Exons: 3
Coding region: 208-1200 (330 amino acids)
Source: RefSeq, a predicted model, not a curated record
CAUACCAAAUCCUAUAAACACAGUAUUCAUGAGCAUUAAAUUGUAUGAUCGUUAUAUAAAUUCUACGACUGCAUAGAGCUAGAAACUCACAUCCAUCUAGCUAAACCUCCAUCAACUCCACCUCGCUCUAGUCUAGAUUACUUGAACACUUCCACCAAAAACCAAAAAAAAAGAAAAAGAAAAGAAAAAAGAAAAAACAAGAAAAACAUGGGCAGGUCCCCAUGCUGCGAUAAGGUAGGCUUGAAGAAAGGGCCGUGGACGCCUGAAGAAGAUCAGAAGCUUCUAGCGUAUAUCCAAGAACAUGGCCACGGCAGCUGGCGUGCCCUCCCUCCAAAAGCUGGGCUUCAGAGAUGUGGGAAAAGCUGCAGAUUGCGGUGGACGAAUUAUUUGAGGCCAGAUAUUAAGAGGGGGAAGUUCAGUUUACAAGAAGAGCAGACCAUCAUUCAGCUCCACGCCCUUCUAGGAAACAGGUGGUCGGCCAUAGCGAGCCACUUACCCAAGAGGACAGACAACGAGAUCAAGAACUACUGGAACACUCACUUGAAAAAACGGCUGGUCAAAAUGGGCAUCGAUCCCACCACUCACAAACCCAAGAACCACGCCCUCGGCUGCAGCCAGCCCAAGGAGAUAGCCAACUUGAGCCACAUGGCUCAAUGGGAGAGCGCCCGCCUCGAAGCCGAGGCGCGGAUCGUGCGCGAGUCCAAGCAGCUCGUCUCCAACUCCUACGGCUCUCAAUUGAUCAACGCCGCGCCGCCGCCCGCCGCGCGGCCCCCCUGCCUCGACAUACUCAAAGUGUGGCAAGCCACGUGGACCAGGAGAAAAGACGUGGUCCCGGCGCCGGCCACCCUCUUCGCCUCCGCCGGCAACCUCGAGUCCCCCACGUCCAUACUCAACUUCUCCGACAACGGAUUGAUCAGCGACGCCAUCAGUUACGUCGGGAAGGCCUAUCAAGACGAACAAAACAAGGGCAUAGCAGUGCUGGGGAAUUCCAUGCAGCUGCAUGAUCAAGUCACGGUGACAGACCCUAAUUCCGCAACCAAUUACACUGAUUCCUUAAGGUUUCCGAGCUUCUUGGAUGGCUUCGGAGAUGUUCAUGGCUCCGGACAAGCCGACAGCGUAGUGUUCGAGGAUAAUAAGGUUAACUACUGGAGCAAUAUUCUGAACGUGGUGAAUUCGCCUAUGGGUUCCCCCGUUUUCUAGGUGGAUAUCUUGUGCUGUUUAGUUCUACCUGCUUCAGUGCUACGUUAGCUAGGGUUUUAGUCGUCUAAUUAAUAUAGUUCCUGCGUGUGUCUUCAUUAAUUAUAUGAUAUGAUGCGUCUUCAGAUUUAGAUCAUCUGAAUUUGAUCGAUAAUGUCGUCCAAUUAAGACGGGUUAACAAUGUUGGACUAGCCAAGUUUUUUUUUUUUUUUUUUUGUUACGAUCGAGUGUGUUUAAUUUCUUGAUUAAGUGUGGAUCAUCAAAUUAAUGUAAGAAUAAAAGUUCAAAAAACUAUAGUUUAUUUAUUA